Messenger RNA from Anthostomella pinea, 1392 nucleotides. Lineage: Eukaryota; Fungi; Ascomycota; Sordariomycetes; Xylariales; Xylariaceae. The record is from the annotation of a GenBank genome assembly.
AUGCGCUUCCUGUGGCCUGUCUGGGCACGCCCGCACCGCCUUCGCCAGUAUCAGCGGCGGCUCGUCGCAUUCACCGCCGUGAUCGUGCCUCUCCUCGUCUACCUCCUCCCCUACGACAGCCGGGUCAAGAUAGCCCUACAGUACCACCUGACCGGGCCCCUACUACGGCCAGCCCUGGCCAUCGAGCCCUUUAUGUCAGAGGCGGCCCCCUUCCCGGCGGACCUGUCCGAGGACGUGGCCUACAUCCUCAAGACGGGCUACGCCACGCAGGACCGCGUCGCGGGCUGUCUGCAAACGCUGGAGGACGCCUCGGUGUUCAGGGACCUGUUUCUGGUGGCGGACUUUGCUGCGCUUGCGCGCGAUGACGGGAGCCGGUUCGUUCGCAAUGGUGGGCUGCCGCUUGCGGUGCACGAUGUGGUGGCGCGGACGCUGGCGCGCGCGCCUCCUGCUCUGGUAAGAACGUCGCCGCGCGCGGCGAUGCAUGCGAAACUGAGUCUUGCGAUCGAGGAAGGUGAUGGCGAUGCUGCGCGCGCGUUGGCGAAGGAGGUCGGAUACCCCCUUGAUGCAAUGAAGUUCAUCUCGAGCCUCGAACUCGCCUACAGAACCGCGCCAGACAAGAAAUGGUACGUCCUCGUCGACGACGACACCUACCUCGUCCGGCCGACCCUGCAGCAGCUCCUCGGCCAAUUCGACCCCGCGAAGCCGUACUACCUGGGCAACGCCAUCGGCGGGUGGAACUACCGCUUCGCGCACGGCGGCUCGGCCGUGGUGCUCUCGCGCGGCGCCCUGCAAAGGCUGUUCACCGAGAACCCGCGCGCGGCGGCGGGCGCCUACGCCGCCUCGCUCAUCCACGGCUGGGGCGAUCUGUUGUUAGCUGAGGCGCUGGCGCGCGUCGGUGUUUAUGUGGAGGAAGGCUGGCGGAGCCUGUUUAAUGGUGAGACGCCUGCUACUACUAAGAUCCGGCCGGACCGGUUCUGCGCGCCUGUCGUGUCGUUCCAUGAGGUCAAGACGGAGGAGGCCAUGCGGGGCGUGCACGGCGUCUUUAGCAAUAUCGCGGCGCCGAGCCGCUGGAUCGACGUCUGGGCGUUGCUCGGGGCGCCCGCCUGGGAGGCGUUUGAGGAGGAGCCGUUAAGACGGGACUGGGACCAUGUGGGCAGGACGGACGAGUAUACCGUCACGGUGGAGGGGGUGGAGAGCGCGCUGGGGUGCUUGGGGUUGUGUCUAAGGCAGAAGCUGAAGGGGGAUGAUGCGUGUUUGGCUUGGACUUGGGUUGGGGAGGGAGGCGUCUGUCAUCUGAGUCCGUGGAUCGUGGUUGGGGAGAGGAAUGCUGGGAGGAUUACGGGGUUGAAUGUUCAGAGGGUGAGGAGUCUGGCUGGGGCGUGUGGUGCGUGA